UGGUUGCUCGCGGCGGCGCUCCGUCGACCCGGCCGCGCGUGCGCGCGCCCGCGAGCGAGGCCCGCGACCCUCCAUUAAAUAGGGGGCAGCCAUCGAAGCACCGGCCGCGGCACCGCUGCAGCGUUCGGGAGGGAACUGCCCCAACAGCCGAAUAGCAAAGCAAAGCGGUCAGGCAGACCCCGCGCCGGCUUGGUGGCCAGGCAGUCGCAAACCAUGGCCAAGAAGGCCGCCGAGAAGGACACAGAGGAAGAGACCGAGAAGCCGGCCGCGGCGCCGGCGCCCGGCUACGCGAGCCUCCCGGUCGCCUACGCCGCGUCGUUGCAACAGCACUACGCGCAGCACGCCAGUCAAUCCACACAACAGACGCCCGGAGACGCGAACGCCCGGGCCUACCAGUCCUACCAGGUCGCCCAGUACAACGCGGCCCUCGCGGCCGCCGCGCCGCCUCGCCCGAAGCCGAAGGGCAAGGACGCGAACAACCCCCACCAGAGACACGGGCGCUGGACCGAGGAGGAGCACACGCAGUUUUUGAGCUUGAUGACGAAGUAUGGGAGGAGCUGGACGAAGAUCUCGCAGUGCAUGCGGACGCGGUCGGAGCCGCAGGUCCGCUCGCACGCGCAGAAGCACUUUCUGCGCCUGAAUCGGCUGGAGAAGGCCGCGAAGGGCGAAGGGGCCGCCCCGGCCGAGGCCCAGUACCCGAAGCCCGAGCGCAAGAAGCAGAAGCGGCGAAAGGUCGAAACGCCGGCCUACGAGCAGCCGUCGUCCGACGAGGCCGGCGUGCCGUCCGCGCUAUUAGCGCAGGGCGUCGCGCUGCCGGGGCCGCCGCAGCAGCCGUACUACGGCCAGGGCGGCUACCCCUACCCCUACAUGGUGCCGCCGCAGCCCGGCGCGGCCCAGCAGCCGUACUACAACUACCUGCCCUUCGCGGCCAUGCCCAACGACCCGAACGCGGCGGCGGCCGCGGCGGCGCCCUGGACGGCGGCGGCGCCGGCCGCGCCGGCGCCGCCGCCGAUGACGCCCGAGGAGCAGCAGCGGCUCUACGCGACGGACCCCCAGGCCUACCAGAUGCGCGUCCUCGCGCAGCUGGCCGCCGCGCCGGGGCCGCCGCUGGGGGCGGACCCCAACAGCAGCUUCUGGUUCGACCCGGCGACGGGCCAGAUCGUCUGCUCGACGGCGCCGACGGAGCCCAUCGCCCACGGCACGCCCCUGCCCGCCGAGCCGCCGGUCAAGGCCGAGGCGGACGCGGGCGACGCGAACUGAGGUCUACUAAGCUAUUUUGUCACACAUUACUGGCCUUUAUGGACUCGGCGAAGUCGUCCUCUGCAUAUUUGAAGGGCGGCUCGCGGUAGAGCCGGUGGAGCGAGAGGAGUAGAGGCGCGCUCGGCUCGUGGUUGACGGGCGCAUGAGAGGUGGCGCGCCACGCGCUCGACGGGAGCCGCUCCGCGAAGGCGCGGAGCGCGACGGCCUCCCGCGCGCCCGCCGGAUGCCCGGGAUAAAUGGCCACGGACACGUGGCCGCCGGGCUUGACACUGCCGAGGGCCCACGAGGCCAGCGCCUCGACCGUCGUCUCCGCGUCCGUCGUCGGCGGCGCCUCGUCGCUCCGGGCGCGCGUCGGGAGAAAGCCGAGGUUAAACGCGACGACCGUCGCUGAUCGCGGCGCCAGGCCCGGGGGCGGCGCGGCGUGCGACUGGGCGCUCGUCCGGAGGCAGGCGGCAUUGGCCUCGCCAGCCUCGUCUCGGACGCGCCGGGCGCAGGCCUCCAGCGCGGCCGCGUCGACGUCCAGCGCAUGGAGCGUGCCGCGCGGCCCGACGAGCGACGCGAGUAUUGCCGCGUCGUGGCCGACGCCGGCCGUCGCGUCCACUGCGAUGUCUCCUUGUCGUAGUGUUGCGCGCCAGAGGCUGUGCGCGAGGCUGAGGUGCGACUGCAGCGGGCCCGCACGCGACGACAAUGCGCGCGCUAAGCGCGCGACGAGUAAUGAGCGCAUCAGUCUGCGCAUCAGUGCUCUCGAUUGUGCACUGCACUAGCGGCGCUCCUGUGCUGUGAGCUGCGGCAGCUUUGCAAGGCGACGACGUCUAGCAUCAAUUACAACACUUGCAUGCAACCAUAAGGCACGUAACCACCUGUGCUAAAGUGAG
This is a messenger RNA of Pelagomonas calceolata, 2135 nucleotides long. The record is from the annotation of a GenBank genome assembly. Lineage: Eukaryota; Pelagophyceae; Pelagomonadales; Pelagomonadaceae.